CGCUAUGCGAACUAGAUUCUUGAAUUUUGUAAUCUUAUUAUUUAGUAUGUUGGCAUGCUAACGGCCUGAAGCAAUAAACAAAUAGUUAACUUUAAUUAAUUAUUGAUCAUUCAAAAAUAUUGAGUCAUUACGAGUGAAAAAUUCGUGGGCACAAAAAAAAUGACAGCGAGAUCAUUUUGGAGUUUACUACUCCGAAGUAUUUAUAACGCGAAUCGCAAUUUGGGUUGAACCUCAAACUUAUAGAGAAAAUAUAUGUGGAAUUUUUUUCGUGCGGAAAGAAUAUCGGAGUGUACCAAGUGUAAAUUCCUACAAGCGAUAAAUAAUUGUUGUGUUAAAGGUUAGAGUAAAAUCCGAUUCAGAACUUUUCGAUAAAUUCCUACUCGAAUAUGUCAAAAAGCAGUUCGUCAAGUACUUCGUCCUUCGAUUCGGACGAGGAAGUCGAUCUACGAGAUUUAAAACCGAUAAAAGGUUAUUUAUCAAAUCGUAGGGAAUUGGCUCGUCAAUUGUUUAAGUCUGUCAAGAGUGACAAAAUUCGUAUGAUGCUGCCACAAAUUUUGAAGAAUGCUAAUUUAAGCGAUUUGGAGGAAUGGUGUGCAGGUGAAUUGUGCGGAAUGUCAGAAGCUCGAAUACUGUGUAUUCUAAAAGGUCAAACGAUGUUGAAUUCUUCAGAAACAAGUGAGACUGAUGAUUCAGGACCCUCGCUGGAAAUAAUUUCUGACACCGAAGAGUGGCUAACGGACACUGAAGUGACGAUAAAAAAAGAGCCUUCUUCGUCAAAUGUCAUUAAAUCGAAGAAGUCAAAACCAACAAAGUCAAAGAGUAAAAUCCAUGGGCAGAAGAAAAAUGAGCCGGAGAAAACUAAAGGAAAGGUGAAACCGAAGGGAAAUAUGGUAACACCCGUCGACUUGGAUGUCAAAGUGAAGAAAGAGAAGGAAAAAGAAAAUCGAACAGGUGCGAAUAAGGAAGGUGAAAGUUUGUUGGAUCUUCUGGAGUUAGAGAUGAGAGCAAGAGCAAUAAGGGCAUUGAUCAGAAAAGAGGAGGACAUAAUACCUUCCGACGGGACAGAAAAACGCAUGGAAAUGGCAACAACAGCACUAAGAAACACAGUGAAUUCAGCGGUGAGCGCUAGUCUCACAAACGACAAAAAUUUGAAUGACAAAUUCAAUCUUGAGGAGAAAAUGGACGACAAUAAGAAUAAAAAGCCGGUUGAAGAAGGAUUGGGCAAAGAUGCGGAGACUGCAGAGGACGAAGAUGUUGUUUUCGUUGUAGUGAAACCCACGCCAACGAUCGAGCUGUUAUCAAGCGAGGGUGAAGAUGACAAAACUGAAAAAUCUGAAGAGAAGAAAAAUGAAAAGCCUGAAAAAUCUGAGGAGAAAAAGAAAGAAGAUAAAAAGAAAGAUGAGAAUUGUCAAGAAGCCACAAAAAUCAAUCGACGACCAGCAAAGAAUGAAACUAUCUCAGAAAUCGUUCAUGAAAACUCGACGAACGAAAGAAUCGUCACUAUCGAUAAGUCUACGGAUGGAUCGAACAGUCUCAAAAUUGUUGUUACAAAAAGACUUUCCGAAUCGUCGAAUAGUCCGACUCUCGGUAAGAGCAGAGGGAAAAAAAUAUGCAUUGAAAAGAGUGAAAAGAGCAAUACGAAAACGAGUGAGACGGAAAAAGAUAAAAAAGCGGAGAACUCUUUAGAAUCCGUUGAAUCUCAACCAGUUGGCAAAACAAUAUUCAAAAAAAUUCGUAGAAAACAAAAUUUGAGAACGAAACAUAAAACAGUCGAAGAUUCGAGUACUGAAAAACAUUCAAAAGAAGAAUCGUCUGGAAAUCCUCCCGUUGUUGGGAGCGAGGUAGUUCCUGAUGAAAAGAAUAAGAAAAAAGACGAAAAACUGAUGGAAAUUUCAAUAGAAACGAGAAUCAAGAAAGAACUCCCAGAAAAUGAGGCGACAGAAAAACCGAGGGAUAAAAGAGGGGAAAAGAGAUUAAGGCACGUUUCAGUAGACGAUAGAUUGGACGAUUUUGAAGAAAUAAUUGAUCUCGACGAUUAUCCCGACGACAUGGAAGAAAUGGAAAACAACGAAGACGUGGCAAACAUGACGAAUGAAAAUUCUGAAAAAAUAUCACCGCCCGGACGUAAAACUGCACGAAUAGUCGAGGACACGAUUAUUUCGACUAAUGAAAAAAACUCUGAAUCGGCAGAAACGUGGGCUAGUCGUUACUAUCAAACGGACGACGUUCAAAACGUCAUUAAAGAGUCGAAAAUUCAAUCGGAAAUAAGGAAAAGAUUGAGGGAGCGUCAAAGACUUUCCAAAGUCAAUAUUUCACCGAAACUCAUUUCGCCUAGCGAUGUGGGGAGCCUCGGAACAGAAAAAUCCGAGGAAAAAAUCGAAUCAAAACCAACUGGAUCGGUCCAAGAAUAUUUAGCCUUGAAAAAUUCAGUUUCUGGCAUAAAUUCAGAAGAAGUUGAAACUAACGAUCUUGAAGAAAGCGAAAAGAGGAGAUCGGAGAAAAUUUCUAACCUCAAAAUCAAUGGGACCGAUUCAACGACGAAGGAUAUGACGGAAAAUAAUAUCACUGAUGAUAAAGUCCAUGAGCCAUCGAUUCUCCCUAAUUCUGCCACGACGGUUUGAUCAUUCAUCAAAAGCUCUGAAUUUCUCGCAGUUAAAACUCGAUAACUUUGAUUGUACGAGUGCAUGGAUUUUGGUCUCAAGUGCAACUUUAAUGUUUUUGUGCCAUCUCGAUGUGAUCCAGUUCGAGAAGGUGGAAGCGAGCCACUCAAGCGAACGUCCGAGACCUGUUAUGUUAAUGUGAAUAUCUCCAAAUCGAGUUACUUUGAUGUGGUCUAGCGUCGCGACACAUGGCUUCUGAUCGUAAUUAGCGGACACUUGGAUCGCCAGUGCAACACCGCCCACGAAUCCAGUAACGCUGCCCUUCGCUCGUAAUCCGUAUUGCACCUGGAAUAUCAAUCGUUGAAUCAGAGUGGAGUUUAAAAGAAGAGUAAUGACUGUCAAAAAAUUAGGGACUCGUGUGAAAAAUAUUUUUCACACCAACUUCAAUUCAUGAAAUUUCAAUAAAUUGACAGUCUUGAAAGAAGAAUUUUGAGUUGAAAAUUCAUGGAGCAGCUAAGGUCAUGGUCCAGGUAAGAGGAUCGAUUUGAUCAAAUUGUUCUUUCAAAUCUUAUUUCGAUAUAAUUUUGAAGAAAUAAUUUUCACCUCAAAAUGUUUGUACUCGAUUUCAACUCUAUCGAGGCCAACCUCGCAGGCGGCGGUCAGUUUCCAUCCUUUGUGAGAAACUACCGCGUCGGACCUUCUUUUUAAAGUCGUAAUAUCUCUGGAAACAUGGAAAGGAUUUACUGGCUCAAUGAAACGAAAAGCAAAUAAAAACGGAAAGUUCAUUCCACCGAAAUAAUAAA
Molecule: messenger RNA, 3403 nt
Organism: Venturia canescens
Lineage: Eukaryota; Metazoa; Arthropoda; Insecta; Hymenoptera; Ichneumonidae
Product: caldesmon
Exons: 5
Coding region: 387-2621 (744 amino acids)
Source: RefSeq, a predicted model, not a curated record